This is a messenger RNA of Melitaea cinxia (Glanville fritillary), 2971 nucleotides long. RefSeq names its product probable ATP-dependent helicase PF08_0048. The coding region runs from base 101 to 2041 and encodes 646 amino acids. The transcript has 3 exons. NCBI's taxonomy places the organism in Eukaryota, Metazoa, Arthropoda, Insecta, Lepidoptera, Nymphalidae. The record is from RefSeq and is a predicted model, not a curated record.
AGUUACUCAAUUUUUUUGGCUGUUAAAUUAUAGUGAAACUGUAAAUUGGUUUUAGUUUUAAAUUAAAAAGCUCUAUUUGUCUUUUACUUGAUUCUCAAAAAUGGAUAGUUCUACUAUAGACCACAGUGAUUCAGAUUCUGGAGAAAGUUGGACUAUAAUCGAAAAUGACUCUAAUAACGCAGAACUUGCGGCCGAGAUCCCAGAACCUGAAAGUAUUGCAGUAGACAAUGAUAGAGAUGAGGAUACUGAUGGUAUAUCCAUUAUCACUGACAGUGAACCAGACUCUUCACCUUGUCAAAUAAAUUGUGAACAUAGUCUACAUGAAGAAGAUUGCUCACAAUUGCUUCAUAUACCAGAAUUAAUUGAUUUGAACCAUGAACCGGAAAAAGAGACUGAUGAUUUUCUUAGUGAAAGUGGUAGGAACAAAACAUGGAACCGUAAAACAUAUGUGCAUCGGAGGAACAAAAGGUUGAGCACUGUACUUGACAUUAUAAUGUUAGGUAGUGUCAUUAUAACUGCAGGUGUAGCAAUAGGUCACAUAUGGGGUGCAAAAACUGACUGUUCUACACAAGCCCCAACAAAUGUUAAUAAGAUAUUGUCCAAUCUCUACAAACUACAAGAAGAAAAUGCUUAUUUAUGGAGUAAAUUGAAGGAACUUACAGCGCUAAAUAAUUAUCAAAUGACUCAACAGAAGACAACCUUAAAACAAAAUAAAUGCAAGAAAAUAUUUGAAGAACCCUUGAUAAACAAUGAUGGUAAGAGAGUAACAAGAUGUGUUGAUGACAAAUUUUUCAAUAGUGGAAACUUAAUAAAGAGUCCCAUGGUAGAGGCUGCUAAAAACGAGAAAUCUGAAGAACUCCUUAAUGAAACGGAUGAUUUGACAAAUGAACAAAAAAGUUAUGCAAAAUCACUUAAAGAUUUUGAAAAGGUUAAAACAAAUAAAUAUUUAAAUGACAACCAAAAGAUACUUAAGAAGCCAUAUGAAUCUGUAAUAGACUCUUCUUUUAGUGAUAUCGAUAAUCUGGUGCAUAUGAAUAAGGAAAAAUCUAAUUUAAAAACCAAUAAAAAUCAGGAAGGAGACUAUGGUUAUAAACUUAAUGUAGAAAAUAUAAAUCCACAUAGAGGUUCAAGUCUACAAAAGGAAGACCAUAGUUUAAAUGAUGGUAUUACCAGGCAUGAAAGAAAUCAACAUAUAAAACAAAAAGAAAACAAGACUAUAAAGGCAAAAGAAAGAAAAGUAUCUGGACAGGAUGUACAAGAUGAAUUUAAUAAUAAAAGGGAUUUUACAAAAACUAAAGAAGAUAAAGUUCAAAACAAUGAAAAUAAAACUAAAGCUAAAUAUACUGUGGGUCGCAAAGAAAUUAAUACCCCUAAAUUAUCAAAUUACAAAAAGGAAGAUACAGAAGAAAAUGUUAUCCAAACUAAAAACAAUGAUUUUAAGAAGGACAAAAAAUUUAAUGAAGAUAAUGUGCAACAAAUUGAUAGUGUGGAAGAUGUUAAAAGAGACGACAGAUAUGUAAGUCAAAAACAAAAACCAAAAUUAAAGAAAAAUGGUAAACAUCAAAAAAAUAAAAAGAACAAAAAGAGAAAUAAAUAUGAGCAAUGGGAAAUGAAAGGUGGUUUAAUUGGGGACUAUGAUUAUGUUUCCUUGGAAUCAUCUCAAGAUAAGGAAUAUUUGUUUAAUAAGCCAAAUUUAAUGAAUGAUAAAAUCUAUAUCCAUCAAUCAGGACACAAUAAUAACAUUGAUAACAAUUUUGAUGCAAAAACGGAUAACCUAGAUGAUGAAUAUUUUAUAGACGAUGAAAAGAAUAUUAAAACAGGAAUUGAAAAAGAUGAAAUUAACUGGUUGGACAAAAGAGCAAGGCUUCGUAAAGAGGCAAGACUAAAGUUAGAACAAGAAUCACUUAGUAAGAAUGGUGUUAAUACUGCAGGAUGGUAUUUCCGACGCAUGCACAAACGAGAACAGAGUCGCGGGAAAAACGAUAACAGUACUUAUCGUAAAUCGUCAAAACCUAUUAUAAAUUAUAAAUUGAAACAUUAAAUAUUACAAUAAAUAUGUAUUAUAUUCAUAGUUUGUUAACUUCUAAUUAGACAAUGCUUUUAUUGAAGCAUUUAUAAUGAUAAAUUGCCAAGCAGUAUAAUAAAAAAUAUUAUUUUUUUAUGUUCAAUAAUAAAGUGAUAAUAAUUUGAGCCAUUAGUUUUUAUAGCAAAUAGGGGCAGAGCCGUUUGACAGGAGCCUUUGGCCUUCUACCUUGGUAUGUCGUCCAUAAAAGAAAAAAAGUAUAGAAAAAUAUUUUAUCUAGUCGACGAAUUUCAUUUUCCAAAAUUCUAACUACAAUACGUAAACAAAAACAUCCAUAUUAGAUAACUUCAAUGCGUUAAAAUUUUGAAAUAUUCAAAAGCUUAAGUUGACAAAAUUGUUUCUUAAAUUUGGAUCUAAAUAAUUGAGAUCUUUCACACUUUACACCAAGGUCUCCCCUCCAAAUCUGGUUCUGAUAGAGGUCCUGAAAAAGGAUGGUUUUAGAGAAAUAACUUAUUUCCAAUAUUUUAAAUUAUUUUCUCCUUAUGUAUAUUUCUUUUAUUUUAAUUCCAAUUAUAAAUUAUAACUGAUAUUGAUCAUUAUUUUCAACUUUAUUUUACCAAAAGAGGUUGCGUGUUCACAUAUUUUUGGUUAGAUAAGUACAGCAGUUGUAACAUUAUUUACUUAAAAUAUACGAUUUGAUAAAAUAGAAUGUAGAUAGAUAUAAAUUCAGUAUUGUGAUAAUAUAUAAGUGGUAAACUCAUUGUCAAGGUCUGAAAAAUCUUUAGCUUUUUCACAUUCACUUACCCUAUGGUAAAGGACAGAUUGUGAAAUUAAUUUAUUUACAUCCUACUAUGCUAGUAAAUACUUGCCCUUUUGGAUUUUUGAUCCCGUGAUAUUCUUUAAGUUAAAUUUAUUUUAAGUACUGUCAAUAAAUAUAUUCAUAACAAA